Molecule: messenger RNA, 1820 nt
Organism: Penaeus monodon (black tiger shrimp)
Lineage: Eukaryota; Metazoa; Arthropoda; Malacostraca; Decapoda; Penaeidae
Product: substance-K receptor-like
Biological process (GO): G protein-coupled receptor signaling pathway
Cellular component (GO): membrane
Molecular function (GO): neuropeptide Y receptor activity
Source: RefSeq, a predicted model, not a curated record
UUCCAAGCGGCGUUACUCCAGCGAUGGAAUCUCCCCCACUUCAUGUGUGCCUUCUGCCCUUUCUUCCAAACGGUCAGCGUAAACGUGUCGAUUUUCACCCUUACGGCCAUCGCAGUCGACCGCUAUAGGGCCAUUGUCCAUCCCCUCAGCGCCAGACCGUCGAAGUUUAGGAGUAAGGUGGUGAUCGCCUCCAUCUGGCUCUUCAGCACAACCCUGGCGAUCCCCAACGCCAUCGCCCUCAGGGUUAUAUACGUGGUGGACACAGUGACAGGCAAAUCUAAGCCUUAUUGCGCCCCGGUAAACAUCGACACGGUGGUGAUGUGGGCUUACUCGCACGUGAUGGUCGGUCUGCAGUUCUUCGUCCCCCUCGGCAUCAUCUCCUUCGCCUACAUCAGGAUGGGCUGGGAGCUGUGGGGAGCGCAGACCCCCGGAAACGCUGAGGAUGCCAGGGACGCCCACGUUCUGAAGAAUAAGAAGAGGGUGAUCAAGAUGCUGUUUAUGGUAGUGGCACUGUUUGCAUUCUGUUGGGCGCCGCUGCAGACAUAUCAUGUGCUUCAGGAGAUCUAUCCCGAUAUCAAUAAGUAUCGAUUCAUCAACAUCAUCUGGUUCUGCUGUCACUGGUUAGCGAUGAGUAACAGCUGUUGCAACCCGUUCAUCUACGCUAUAUAUAAUGAGAAAUUCAAACGUGAAUUCCGCCUCAAGUUCCGUUGGUUCUUCAAAGACGUUGGAACGACCGAGAUGAGCGACUUCGAAAGGUCGAGGUACCAGAUCUCUUUCAGGUGUUGGGUUCUGCAGCUGUACAGGAACAUGUUGGCGCAAAGGAACAGGAACCCAGCUGAUCGUCACGUAUCGUCUGAUCACCGCUUCUCCCGCACGGACGCCACCAUGCUCAACGGAUCCACAAGGUCCUCCGUCAGCAGGUCGACCCAGAGCACGAUGAUCCGCACCAGCUCAGCAUCUCACGGGCGAAGCAGCAACGGCAGCUCUCCAGGUGACAUCACAGGGCCCAACAUGGCUCAUCCAUACCAAGAGGUUCACGUCUGCGUCCCACUCAAGUCCCACUCGCAUCUGCACCCCGAGAUCUAUCGCUCCAAGAUGAGUGGGGAUACGAGGAUGUAAGAUAAGGGAGUGAGAGUGAAAGUGUAGGGUAGCCCUUGGUAGAAUAUUCAACUCAAGUCCUACUCGUAUCUGCACCCCGAGAUCUGCUGCCUCUGCAAGAGUGGGGAUACGAGUGUGUAAAUGAGUGCGGAGAGUAAGUGUGAGUGCGUAGAUCACCCUUGGUAAGAUGUCUACGUCUGAUUACCUCUCAAGUCCCACUCGCAUCUGCACUCACAUCCACCGCGCCAAGAUGAGUGGGGACAUGACGUAAGCGAAUGUGGAGAGGGAGAGGGAGAGUGUAGACCCCCUUUGCCAAGUUUCUCACGAGUCCCACACCCAUCUACCAAGCUAAGACUAUACUACUCCUAGAAACGUGUACAGCGAGUGUUUACAGUGAGUGGGUGUACAGGAAGGGAACAGCAUUUGCAAGUGAUUUGAUUAGAAAAAAGAAAAUACAAAAAACAAAGGAAGAUUGAGACCUUGAGGUUUUUAUGAUGUCGAAUACAUUUUUCUGAGAAUGUAUGACAUUGCUCUAGAAAUUUACACAAGCUUAAUGACGACUUUUGAAAGGUUUCUGUUGUGAAAUGAGAUGAAAUCUGGGACAUCUAGGCAUGUUAAUCAGUAGUAUAGAUUAUAUAAAGAAAAUUAAUUUACUGAGUGAGGAACUAACACACUGCACUGACUAGAUCGAAAUCAGUAGUUGUCUAGAUUACCUGAAUGAU